AUUUAACUUCCGGUGUUGCCCAGUCGGUGUCAUUUCUGCGUGUUAGGUUUGUGAUUCCCAAGUUUUACUGUUAAAUUUACUUUCGUUGUCACAAUCCAUUCGAUAUGACAUCAUACUUUUAAAAUUAAGCAUAUUUUCAAGGCACUGACGGAGAACUGAAACACAAAAAAUCUUGAGUUUAAGGACAAACUGAUUGAGAUAGAAACAUGAUGGAUGUGACCGUGAAAACCCUGGAUGGGCAGAAUAGGAAUUACAGUGUACCGGAGAAUAUUACUGUGAAACAAUUUAAAGAAAAAAUAGCAAAUUCAAUAAACAUAUCUGCAGAGAUUCAGAGGCUGAUAUUCCAGGGACGAGUGAUGCAGGAUGAAAAACACAUGAAGGAUUACGAUGUACAUGGAAAGGUGAUUCAUGUGGUCCAGAGGAUGCCUCCAUCCAGUACACCACGACCUGGAGGGGGUGCCACCAAUGCAGCUACACCACCAACAGGGGGAGCCACUGGUGAACAGAACCUCCACAGUACAUUGAUUGGUUCCUUCAUCAACCUGCCGUCUGAUGUGGCUGACCCUAACCAAGUGCAUAACAUUGUACAGCAAGCUGUCAGUAACAUGGGAGAUAUGGGAAGGAACGCCCGAGUUACAACUAAUGCGUCUGAUGACGGCUCCUCUGUCGAUGUGCAUAUUCAUCUAGGACAGGUCCCAGGGGCCAGACAAAGUGAGUCCCAACUGAGGAUUAACCAGGCGAGACGCAUGCUACAGAUGGCACGAGAAAACCUUGACAAACUGGAUAGGCUUGGAAAUCCCCCUGCUGAGGAAGAGCAGCAGCAGACAGAAAGAGGCCAAGGAUCCAGUGAUUCACCAAUGGAUGUCUCUGAAUCAAACCAACAACAGUCUACACAACAGACCAAUCACACAAAUACUUCAGAGCCUUGUCAAUCACAGACACCAGUGCGAUCAGAAACACCAUCACAACCAGAAGCACCAACACCAUCACAGCCAGAAGCACAAACACCACCAACCACAAGGCCAGAGCCUCCAACUACCUCUGCAUCCAACAACAGCCAAUCAAAUCCAUCCACAGAAAACAGCAGUAGUCAAUCAACCAACGGCAGCUCCUCAGACACACCAAGGAGAGGGCCAGUGCGCCCGAACAUCUCCAUAGUGGCUGAUGUGUUGGAGGAAGUACGAGAGGUAAACAAUCGACUACAACCACAUAUGGACACUUACCAGAGAAUAGUACGAGAGGAUAGACAGCUCCCUGCUGAGGAGACACGAGAGGCUCAGGAGGUGUGUAACAUGGUAGGGGAGAUUCUGCAUGCCAUCAGCCAUUGUUACCACAGUCUGAGUGACCUGAUGGUUGACAUGGGAGAACAGUCACCCCGACAGUUGUACGCAGCCUUUGUUCCAGCAGCUAUACCUGCAGCUGUCAUACAGCAGACCAUACCAAUACACGCACAGAUCAAUGUUGGAGGACCUCAGGCUGCUCAGAGAAAUAUGGCCACCCAGUCCUCUGUGCAAACCUCAUCUGCAGCUACUUCUACAUCACAGGCCUCCAGCCAUGCUGCCUCACAGACACCAUCCACCCAGGCUUCUGGUCAGUCUACAGGAACUGCUACAACCACACCUGCCCCUGGGGCCACACCUGUUGUUGCCCGGGCUAGUACUGACCCUUACGUGUUUCUGGAGGUGGGCCCAGACAAUGCUGUUACUGUUAACAGUAUCACAGCCCAUGUCAUAUCCUCAGAACAGGAAGUCCCGAACACCUCAGGCCCGAGUACAGGUUCCACAAACACAGCUCCGCAGGGUGUUCAUGUUCAUGGCCAUAAUGUGACCCAGGACCUCAUCAACAACAUUGUCAGUUCAGUCAUGCAUGCGCAUACGGGCCCAAGAAUUGGUCCUGUGUUAGGCUUAGAUCCUAACAGUCUACGUUUGAGAAGACGCUCAUUUCCCUCAUCAUCUGCCACUACAGCUCAAACUGGUAGCCAAACAACCUCACAGAGUUCAAACUCCUCUGGGACACAGACCAGCAGCGCUACUUCUGGGCCAUCAAACACUUCAGGCACCCAGACAUCAAAUGCACCCACAAACACCUCCGGGACACAGACUGGUAUGCGUGCACCACAUACAGCAGCUUUCGUAGUACCUGGUAUGCCUGGGAUGAUGCAGAGAAUUCCCACUGCUGGACCAGCCUCCGUGGACCCUUUCCUGCCCUGUUCAUCUCGUCACUUCCUCCGUCACCAGGCUAGGAAUAACAACAACACACCUGAGGCUCAAGGAGUUAAUACAGGUGGUAUCAUUGGAGAGUUCCUCAAUAACCUGGCUGGUGAGGUGAACCCACACCUUCAUGGAGUGCCACAUCCCAACACAGGGAGGACAGCCACCUCAACUUCUGCUUCUGGAGCAGCCACUAAUCAGACGGCCACUUCCUCCUCGUCCUCUUCCUCCUCCAGUACCACCAGUACCUCUAGCACUGGGACAGGCUCCAUGCCCUUCAACCCCUUCGCGGGAUUGUUUGGUGCCUUAGGGGGUGCUCCUCCACCAGGGAUUAACAUACGGAUGCCAGCAGGAAUGGCUGGAAUGACAGGUAUGCCAGGAAUGCAAGGAAUGCCACCUGGUAUGCCUUUCUUACCUGGCCUGGCAUCAAUGUUUGGUCAGGCAGGUCCUCGUCCAGCAGCAGGAGGAAACCAAAACACAACAAGUAGCUCCACUACAUCUGCCUCCUCAACAGGAUCUGGCCAGACAACUUCUGCUCCAACAACAGGAUCUGAGCCUGCAUUUGUUCAGCAGCUCAGGAACCUUCUACAAACAGGAAUGGGUUCAAUGCCCCAACCAGCUCCUGGUACAUCAAGCACAGGAGCGACCCCUACUCCUCCAGCCCCUCCUGCCCCAACCACCCAGGGUACAAGCCAAGGGACAAGCCAAGGGACAGGCACAGGAGCAACCCCAGGGACAGAAACUAGCCCCAACAGUAGCACAGGUCAGCCUGUGAUGACAGAUGAGGCAUUCACACAGCUGGUACAGGGUAUUGGGUCUAUGAUCACCCAAACUGCAGUCGGACAACCCCCUUCACAAACACUUUCUGAAUUUCUAGGCUCCCUAGGGGACGGUUACAAUAUGGCACAAGGAGAAGGUUUCUUCAAUGAUGUUUACUCCUGUCUUUCCUCACAUUUGACCUUUCCUGACCUUAUACAAGUUUUCUACGGCAACAGAGCUCCUCUACAAAAUGUGCGAGUGCCACUACAGGAAUUUUUACGAGAGCGUGUGUUGGAAGGCAGAGAACCAACAAUGGAGAACAUAACCGAAGCCUCCAGCCGACUGGUGGAGGAGAUGUCAGAGGAGAUUGAAGCAUGUGCAAAUGUGGCUGAGGUCAAGCCUGACAUAGAUCUGGUGGAGACUCUCAAUAAUUUCUUUAGACAGCAAUUUACAGCAACAGUCCGCAUGAUCAUGUUAGCCGAUGAGUCCAACACAAAUUUUGGUAACCAAUUUUAUGAGAGAAUGAGGAUGAGUUUGGCAGAGCUUAUUGUUCUCACAAGAUCCUGUUUAGUGGAAGGCCAGACAGCUUUACAGAGAAUUAUACAGAGCCGACUGAGUGCUAUUACCCGGGGCGUGAACCCGAUGAUCCAACAAUGGAUGUGCAAUGUCAUUACUCAACAACUCAACCAGUUCCUCCCUACAAUCACCAUCACUGAUGCCAACGUCCACUCCUACAUUGUAAAAAAGAACACCAAAAAACAGGCCUCAAACACAGCAAAGAAAGAUGAAGCUGCCACAGCUAUGGAGACAAGUCCACCUUUGGUCUCACCAGGUGCCUCACAAGUAGAUUCUCCUGAACCAAUGGAGACCCAGAACAUCAAUACAGGAGCUUCAGUUGCACAGCCACCUCGCCCACAGCCUGCUACAGCAGCUGCCACAAAAGUCCCUGCUACCAAGAUCAAAACAGAGGCACCAAAGGCAGACUCUCCCGGAGCAGCAGCUGGUGGGGAGUCGUGGGAGCUGGAAGUUAACCCCGACUGGGUACCGAUCAUCAACAGUGACAUAGAAAAACAGAAACAUCAGCGACCCCAGCCAGCCUUCAGUGAUACCUACCUACAGGGCAUGCCCGCUAAACGCAGGAAGAUAAUGGGACAUGAAGGCCAAGUGAAUUUCUCUAAUGCUGAGGAGUCUGUUCCGUUGUCGUUACGUCGCGCUGUGGCAGCAGCAGGAGUGCAGCCAAUCAGCAGUAUGGAGAAUAUGACCAGUGAGGCUUCAGACAAUCAUGAACUGCAGCAUGCUUUUGAUGAGCAAGUUUUGAGCAGUAUAAGAGAUCGUUUAAACAGUGAUAGUGAUUAUAGGCCAGAACAGUUCCCAAACACAGAUCGCUACUAUCACAAAAAUAACAAGAAAUGACUCUAGGUUGUGCUUUAUAGCCAUCUGAUCAUAUAAAAUUUUAUCAUAAAGGAUACAAAUGUAAACCAUUGUACAUACAUACCAGCUUUGUAUCAUUAAGGUUGCUGUAAACUUGACCUUGCAAGAAAAUGUUGUCACACUGCGGUGUUGAUGAAAUCACAAAGGGUGGUAACCUUAAUGAAAAGACAAGGUAUUUGUAAGAAUACUUUGACACUGUGAUGUUAAAACCACAGUGAGCUCUGUAAUAGCUGUUAAUGGUGUAGUGCAAAGACUGCUAACUGGUAUUUAUAUAAUUAAUUUUACUAUUUUCUUUGCCAUACAAACGAUUUUACACUUAAGUGAUAUAACCUGUCACUCUAAAUACUUAUAAGGUGACCAGUGGCAAGUUUAAAACUUUUACUCGGACUAGUGACAUCAUUUCUCAGUCUAAACACUUUUGCUUUUAUCAGUGACAUCACCUGUCACCCUAAAAAUUUUAACUCUGAUAGUUGAUGUUACUUGUCGGUCAGACAGUUAGUUAGCUGACAAUCACGGCCAGCUCUGACCAGAUUGUUGGCUGACAAUUAUGGCCAGCUCUGACCAGAUUGUUGGCUGACAAUUACGGCCAGCUCUGACCAGAUUGUUGGCUGACAAUUACGGCCAGCUCUGACCAGAUUGUUGGCUGACAAUUACGGCCAGCUCUGACCAGAUUGUUGGCCAACGAUCUAAGCCAGCCUUGACCUGAUUGUUGGCCGACGCCUUGACCUGAUUGUUGGCCGACGAUCUAAGCCAGCCCUGACCUGUUGUAUUGGUUACAGCCAGUUUUGUUAUUGGUUAAAGGAGUGACAACUUUACCAACUUAACUUUUUUAAAACUGGUGGCUAAAUAUAGUGAGUAAUAUGUGGUUUGUGUGGGAGGGGGCAAUGAAAUGUUUUAAACGUGAGACGAUGAAAAGAAGACGAAUCUUACUUAAUGGGAACAGGUUGCUCCUUUUAGUAUACAGGGGAGUACAAGGCUCUCAAAGGUGAGAGGAGGGUGGGCAUGACAAUUGUUGUUUUUGUGAGUCUACUCCAAUACAUUAUGCAAAUGUUGAAGUGGCAAUAACAGCAUUUCCCAAGUAGGUUCGCCUUCGAUCUGUUUUGUGAUAAUACAUCCCCAUUAUUAUUAUUAAACAUAUGUAAUCUAUAGUUUUAAGAUAUCUCAAAAAGUGAUUUUUUUAUCACAAAAUCCAAAUAUUAACCCUGUUUGGUAUUGUUAUUCUUUAUUCGUGACCAAUACACCUAAUAAAAUAUUGUUCUGUAGGCACUGGCUACAAAGUAUUAUAAGUGGAGAAAAUAGAUGUUGCUCUUUAUGAAAUGGCUGGUUCUGUAUUUAAAAAUCCAUAGAUGAUUUCAUGUUGAAUAAAAUUGAUAUUAAAACUUUUAA
This is a messenger RNA of Pecten maximus, 5786 nucleotides long. Its product is annotated as large proline-rich protein BAG6-like. NCBI's taxonomy places the organism in Eukaryota, Metazoa, Mollusca, Bivalvia, Pectinida, Pectinidae. Gene Ontology annotation, cellular component: BAT3 complex. Bases 207 to 4382 code for a protein of 1391 amino acids. The transcript has 23 exons. Gene Ontology annotation, molecular function: misfolded protein binding; polyubiquitin modification-dependent protein binding. The record is from RefSeq and is a predicted model, not a curated record.